Messenger RNA from Pollicipes pollicipes, 2593 nucleotides. Its product is annotated as UDP-glucuronic acid decarboxylase 1. The coding region runs from base 11 to 1456 and encodes 481 amino acids. Gene Ontology annotation, molecular function: UDP-glucuronate decarboxylase activity; NAD+ binding. Lineage: Eukaryota; Metazoa; Arthropoda; Thecostraca; Pollicipedomorpha; Pollicipedidae. Gene Ontology annotation, biological process: D-xylose metabolic process. Gene Ontology annotation, cellular component: cytoplasm. The record is from RefSeq and is a predicted model, not a curated record. The transcript is spliced from 9 exons.
GCCAGCGGGUAUGGACGGUCACGGGCGUUUGCGGCGUGAGCGCGAGGGGGCGGAGCGGGGGCGGGCGGAGCGUCUGCCGACCCUGACCGAUCGACUGAGGGAGUGGUCGCCCGCUAUCGCUGCCGUCCUCGCUGUGCUGCUGGCUCUGUCCAUCUUCAGCCGCCCGAGCCAGGUGGCCUCCCUGACUGUGGGGCAGCGCCCCGUGCCUGUCCUGUUCGCCUCGUGGCUGGACCAGACGUGCCCCGCCCGGCCGCCGGCGGGGAGGAUCCAGACCGCUCCGCCGGCGCACUAUGGAGACGACUGCGAAGCCUCCGGCAUCGACAGUCACCAGCAAACCGAGUGCCGGAAAAACCUCAUAGAGUUGUGCCGUAGCCACAUCCAGGCUGUGACUGAGAAAAUGUACACUCUGGAUAAGAAGCUGACUGCGAGGUACCCGCCCGUCAAGUUCCGCAGCUACAAGGACAGAAAGCGGAUCCUGGUGACCGGCGGCGCCGGCUUCGUCGGCUCGCACCUGGUGGACCGUCUGAUGCUGGACGGCCACGAGGUCACCGUGGUCGACAACUUCUUCACGGGUCGCAAGCGCAACAUCGAGACCUGGCUGGGCCACCACAACUUCGAGAUGGUCACCCACGACAUCGUCAACCAGUACUACGCCGAGGUGGACGAGAUCUACCACCUGGCCAGCCCCGCCAGCCCGCCUCACUACAUGGCCAACCCGGUCAAGACCAUCAAGACGAACGCCAUCGGCACCAUCAACAUGCUCGGCCUGGCGAAGCGCGUGGGUGCGCGGAUCUUGAUUGCCAGCACCUCCGAGAUCUACGGAGACCCCGAGGUGCACCCGCAGCCAGAGACCUACUGGGGCAACGUAAACCCCAUCGGCCCACGUGCCUGUUACGACGAAGGCAAGCGGGUGGCAGAGACGCUGGGAUUCGCCUACAUGCACCGCAACAACGUCAGCGUCAGGAUCGCCCGCAUCUUCAACACGUACGGGCCCCGCAUGCACAACAACGACGGCAGGGUGGUCAGCAACUUCAUCCUGCAGGCUCUGGAAAACAAGAAGUUGACGAUCUACGGGUCGGGCAAGCAGACGCGCUCGUUCCAGUACGUCUCUGACCUGGUGGAGGGUCUGGUGGCGCUGAUGGAGUCCGAGCACGCUGUCCCCGUCAACAUCGGCAACCCAGACGAGCACACAAUCGAGGAGUUUGCGAGCAUUAUCCAGAAGACUGUUGGCCGCACGAGCGGCGUGGAGUACCAAGAGGCCAAGGAAGACGACCCGCAGCGGCGCCGGCCCGACAUCAGCCGAGCUAAGAAACUGCUCAACUGGGAGCCCAAGGUGCCCCUCGCUGAGGGAAUCAAGAAGACUGUCGAGUUCUUCAGACAAGAGCUGCAGCGGACUCAUCACGAUCACAGGAACACAUACGACCCUCUGAUCGACUGGGCCCACAUCAUCGCCUGAGGGCGGGGCAGCGACCGCCGUGCGGUCAUGCAUGGAGCCGUUCCUGCAGCCGCGGCGGCGCCUGGCGCGUCCGGGCGGGACGUACCGCGCGUUCAAAAACCGGACGUUAAUUAAAAAAUGACUUCUCCUGGACAGCCCAGACCCAAACGCAAUUUGAUGCAGUCUUUGCUGUGCUGCUGUGCCUUGGUUUUUAGUCGUGUGUAUGGAUCUGGCUGGCUGAUUGGCUCAAUCUUUUACUCACCGGUUAAAGACAUUAAUUGACCUUUGCUUGCUCAAACUGCUCCAGGAGAUGCGGCUUUAUGGCGAAUGGAAUGCACUUUGUCUGACGUCUGUGCGCCAACACAACGUACAAAUAAUUGCCGCACAACUUUUCUGGCGCUCCUCCUUGUAGUGCACGUGACCUGCUCUGGUCCUAUGACCGGUUGGUGGCUGUGAAGCGGCCUUUUGACCCAUUUUGACAUGUUUGUAUUUGGUUGUUGUGAGUGGUAAGCGGUGAAUACGCGGCUAUUCCGUGUUGAUUUCGGAACUCGUUGCGGUAGUAUGUUCAUCAGUGCAAUUUGAGUGAGUGCGUUUUAGAACACUACCUGUGCUGUAGGAUCUGUGCGUCAAAGGUGACGCCGUGUCUCUGAAUGCUAUUCGAUCGAUUCGCCUUUGCAAUGGUCUCUCUUUACGGUACGAUGGUCACGUGUUUUACGCAUCUAUGUCUACUUUCAGUGUUUGACAUGUGGGGAGUAAUUUGCGGUGUGCUCUUUGCGUUUCCGUAGCUUUCGUAACCUUUUUUCUUCGAACAAUGUUCUAUGCGCACGGAUGCAUCACUGGGCGGCUGGCUUUACGUUUUUUAUUACAACUGCACAUUUGUUAAGUGUUCAUAUUUUCAUCACGAUGGACUCGUUUUGUACAAACUCUAUACAAAUCGCCACAGCGGGAAAGGGUACCUCUUCACACGCCUGCCCCGUCAUCGCCGUCCGUUUCUACUGUACACGUAUUAACCAAGCGCAAAAUAAAAGCGGGACCAUUUCAACAAGUGUGCUGUAGUCUCCGCUGCUGCGAAGGUUUCCGUUUCUGCCGCAAGAUGUCCUCGCGAGCCUGCUGAGCCUGCGAUGGGAGGCCGCUGCGGACCGGCGAGCCAGACGAAGC